UGCAAUAAUGCUCACACCUACUCCCCAUUCGACGGUCUCCUCCGCUCCCCCGAAUCUUCCUCUCUGCCUGCUCAACCCCGUCGCCACCUCCUCCUCCGUGCCCCGUCGCCGCCGCCCCCUCUCCUUCCACGCGGCCGAAGGUGUCGGAUCCGCGUCGCAUCGAGUGCGAAUCGAUGGAGGCAGCUAUCGUGGUAAGCGUUUCCAUGGGGGUGAUGAACCCCGUCUUGGAAAAGCUCGCCCCGCUCAUGGGCGACAAGUACAAGAAAGUCAAGGGUCUAGAGGAGAAGGUGUCCUCCCUCAAGCGUGAGCUCAGCUACAUGAAUUCCGUCCUUGAGAAGAUGGAGCAGGACGCCGACAAACUCGACCAGCAGGAUAAGAUUUGGAGGAAAGAUGUAAUAGAGAUGUCCUACGACAUCGAAGAUUAUAUUGACGACUUCAUUCACCAUUUUGGUGAAGACGGCGACAAGGUGGGUAUGGGGAUCCUCCAGAAAGCUUAUCGCUACCUGAGAACUUUCAAGGAUCGUCAUCGCCUAGUAAAUCAGUUCCAGGAGAUCGAGAAUCAAGUGAUGCAAGUAAGCAAACGCCGGAAGAGGUACAAGCUUGAUCAGUGCAUCUCAAUUACUACCCCUGUAAUUGUUGAUCCUCGCUUGUCAGCGUUCUACAAGGAGUCGGCAAGCCUUGUGGGCAUUGACACCCAGAAGGAAGAGCUUGUCAAAUGGGUAAUGGAUGAAGGGCAACAGUUGAAGGUGGUCUCGAUUGUAGGGUUCGGAGGUUUGGGCAAGACCACGCUUGCCAACGAGGUGUAUCGCGAAGUAAGCGGGAAAUUCGACUGCAAGGCGUUUGUGUCCAUUUCUCAAAAACCAGACAUGAGAAUGAUACUCAACAGUGUGCUAAAGCAACUUGGGCUACAGACAUAUUCUUAUGCUUGCGGGGAGAAAGACCUCAUCGACGACCUCUGUGGACAUCUACAGGAGAAGAGGUACUUCAUCGUAGUUGAUGAUUUGUGGGAUAUACAAGCAUGGAAUACCAUCGGGUGCGUUUUCCCAAAAAAUAAUCUCCGUAGCAGAGUAAUGAUAACUACACGAGAUGAGGAUGUCGCUAGAGCAUGUUACGACAACCACGGAUGCAUUCAUAAUAUGAGGCGCCUAAGUGAGCAAGACUCAAGAAAAUUAUUCUUUAAUAGAAUAUUUGGAUCUGAAGAAGAUGCUUGCCCUUCUCAGUUCGAAGUAGUUUCAUGUGAAAUUUUGAAGAAGUGCGGUGGCCUACCGCUUGCAAUUAUUACUGUUGCUAGUAUUUUAGCUUGCCACCAAAACCACAAAAUACUGAAGGAGCAUUGGGAACAACACACGAAACUGAAGGAGCUAUGGGAGUACAUACAAAAAUGUCUUGCCACUAAUGAGUUUGAAAAGGAAUCUGCCUUGAAGGACAUGAUAAAUAUCUUAGACCUCAGCUACAAAUAUCUACCCCAUCAUCUAAAGGCAUGCUUUUUGUAUCUUGGUAGUUACCCAGAGGAUCACGAAAUUAGCAGGGUUGAGCUAGUUAGACGAUGGGUGGCAGAAGGUUUUGUGAGUAUCUCUAAAGAGUGGGAUGUAUGGGAUGUCGCAGAGAGCUAUUUCAACGAGCUGGUCAAUAGGAGCAUGAUUCAACCUGUAUAUGAGGAUCACUUUGGUAUUGAGGAGCUAGUAGGCUGCAGAGUACAUGAUAUGAUGCUUGAUCUGAUCAGAAGUAAGUGUGAAGAAUAUAAUUUUGUUAGUGUGGUGCAUGGUCUUCAAGCCAUGGGAAAAGUGCAAGACAAUGUGCGCCGACUCUCUGUCGAUUUGAGUGGUGGAGAGGAUGCCACAAUGCCUGAGCCCGCUACUGGCCACUUAUCAAAAGUUCGUUCCCUUGCCAUCUCUAGAGGAUCAAAGUGGAAACCUCCUCUAGUGGAGUUUAAGUUUCUCCGGGUGCUCUUCCUUCAAUUAUCUUUUCCUGAGCAAGAAACGGCAAGGGACCUUACUGCUAUCAGCCAAUUGUCACAUGUGAAAUAUUUAAAGAUCGAAGGGAUGUACAAUGGGUACGAGGACUCCGUAAUGUUACCUGCUAAGAUUAGUGGGCUGCGACAAUUGCAGACUCUAGAAAUAAUUGACAUCCCAGUUUCCAACAUUCCAUCAGACAUCGUUGACUUGCCCUGCUUGUCCCAUCUAGACCUGACAUCUCAUGAGAAUCCCUGCUUGCCGGACGGGAUUGGCAAGAUGAAAUGGCUGCGCACUCUGAGUUGCCUCAGUCUGCGGAAGAGCACACCGGAGAAUAUUAAGGGCAUCAGUGAGCUAACCAAUCUGGCAGAGCUGAACCUCAACUGUAAAAGAGAAGAAUCGGGAUGUGUGCCGACGGCGACAUGGAUGGCUGCUUUGAGCUAUUCCCUGGAGAAGCUCAGUAACCUCAAGUGUCUUUUAUUGUGGUCUUCUCGUGAUGCCUUCUGCGCUGAUGCUAUGAGCUCGUUUUCACCUCCAUUCCGCAACAUUGAGAAACUUUAUCUGAGAGCAUUGACCCUCCCUAGAGUUCCCAGGUGGAUCAGCGAUCUCCGUAGCCUCCGCGCCCUAGAUCUUGGGGUGAAGGAGAUAACCUGCGAAGAUGUAGUUGUCAUCAUUGGGACGCUACCUGUCCUCGCCAGGCUCCACCUGCGGAUCCCUGGCGUCCCGGCAGAAAGGAUUGUGAUAGGCUCCACAGUCUUCACGGUUCUCAAAUGGUUUGGUUUCGAUUGUGAUGGGGCAUCGUGCAUUACAUUUGAGGCAGGGGCUAUGCCCAACCUUCGGAACCUCUUGUUACGAAUCAAUCCGCGUGAAUGGGACAACGCUACACCUGUCGGUAUGGAGCACCUCUCAAGCCUAAAAGAAAUCUAUGUAGUCUCCGUACUCUCUGGAAACCGAGACUCCAUUUCUGAGGCCGAUCCCGAGCCGCUCUUGAAGGUCUUCCAGGAAGCUGCUGACGCUCUACCGAGUCGCCCAGCAUUUGGGAGCCACCGCUCUUGGAUAAGACCGGAAGAGGAGGAGUAGAAGUCUCUAGAGGAUGGAUGGAUGAAUGGGAACCAAGUGCGGCGCGGGAGCUGCAGAUUAUCGAUUGGUGCCUUGGUUCACCAAUCGAUAAUCUGCAGCUUGGAAAAAAGAGCUGGAGUCCAUUUGCUAUACAAAUGGAGAUCUUCGAAGUUUGAAUCAAUAGCUUACGUCUCCAAAAGGUACUCCACUUCAUUAAAACCAAGCACAAGGAUAAUUCCCAAUGGCAGCGAAAGAAUGUUAUUCAGUAACACCAUUGAAAACUCAUUCAAAUUGCCAGACUUGGUGGCUUGCUUAGCACUGUCCAUUACUGAAACACCCUACUUUACAACUAAACAUAUUUUAUUCGAAUAUAAAAAAAUUUGACAGUAUUUCCUCUAUAGUUAUGGUAUAACUGACCACACACUUCACAAGCAGAAAAUAUAUGAUAUAAACAACGUAACCACAACAUAUAUCUAUCUACACCAUAUACAAAAUUACUUCUUCAAGUACAAAGCUUAUUACAGCACAAACGACAUACUACCCAAAAAAACAUGGUUUUCAAACACAAGUUUAGAUUAUCGAUAUUGUGAUGAGGUGGUGUGUGCAACUACCAAGUUCCAUCCCCAAAAAUGCACGUCGACAAUCUAAGCGUACAUGUAAAAGAUUUAACAGGGGUGAGACAAGCUCAGCAAGUAACGGCUAUGAAUAAAUACAUAUCUUACCUGGUUAAGAGUAUUUUAGAAACAACCAUUUUUCUCAUAAUGGAAAGCCAAAACACAUGAUUUUAAAGAGAAUAUCUUUCCACUUGACGAAGUAUUUGUCAAGAGAACAACAACGACAAUCUCCAACACAGUGUCUCACAAAAUCAUAGCAUUUAACUUUCAGGAUUCUGCAUUCUUCAAAUAUCAUAUAAAUGUAAGAAUGCUAUGAUGCAACUCCAUUUGAGAGUUUUGCGCUGGACGGUGCCAACCUCUCAUGCAACUCCAUGUACCAGUACGAGUCACGCACGAUUGCAGUGAUCGGCCUUUAUCACCAUAUGAAAUGCAUAAAUACAUAUGUAUGCAUGUGAAUCGACGUCAAUUCUUAUAUUCUUCUUUUGAUGACUCAUGUUGAAUACAUUGCAAAUGAUUCAUGUUGCCACAACAUAUUCAAAAUCAAUAUAAAAGACUGAAUUUAAGUUCGAUAGAAUGUAAUAUCAUCCAUGCUCGGAAUAUAUUAGAGAAUAUUGAAUACUUCAAUUUUACUUGCAGAGAAGUAAGACAUGAAUAUAAACAUAGCACUGAAGUCACCCCCACGUUACUUGCCUUUUACCGGAGGCGAUGAAGGAAUUUCGCUUAGGUACAUCCGGAAGCACUACCACCUGCACAGGUACAUUUUAGUACUAAAGCACAUCUGAAACACAUAUAACGAGAAGCGUCAAACCUACGCCUGAAAACGUCG
Phragmites australis (common reed) is the source of this 4451-nucleotide messenger RNA. Its product is annotated as disease resistance protein RGA5-like. Gene Ontology annotation, biological process: defense response to other organism. Gene Ontology annotation, molecular function: ADP binding. The coding region runs from base 174 to 3032 and encodes 952 amino acids. The record is from RefSeq and is a predicted model, not a curated record. The transcript has 3 exons. Lineage: Eukaryota; Viridiplantae; Streptophyta; Magnoliopsida; Poales; Poaceae.